Messenger RNA from Blumeria graminis f. sp. triticale, 420 nucleotides. Lineage: Eukaryota; Fungi; Ascomycota; Leotiomycetes; Helotiales; Erysiphaceae. The record is from the annotation of a GenBank genome assembly.
AUGGGGCAAGGUGUUGAGAUAGUACCGACAAAUAACGGUCACGGUACCAAAGGUGCAAACCCAUGCCUAGCACUGCAACAUGCACAUCUACUCUCGCCACCGAGAUUCGGGCGCAGGAGCGCCCAGGUAAAAACUAUACAUGGAAGCGAUUGGGGUAGCAACACCAUAAGCCCCUGGAAUAUAAGUGCUAGCCGCAAGGGGCUGGGUACCACUCAGCGUAUAUGCAACAGCAUUGAGUGUACAAUUAUAUCUCGAGUGUCACUAAAGGAAACCAGUACGGUCGCCCCUGGAUCAGCUAUUCAGGGGCGCUCAACUAGGGUACUGAGCUGCGAUUAUAGGAGCAGUGAUGCGACUGGCAAGCGGAGGAUAUACGAGAGCCGCAGGAGCAGCGAUGGCCGCUCAUGGACCGUGGAUCCAUGA